Anopheles nili is the source of this 1066-nucleotide messenger RNA. It is a transcript of the gene sel, whose product is annotated as protein seele. The transcript has a single exon. NCBI's taxonomy places the organism in Eukaryota, Metazoa, Arthropoda, Insecta, Diptera, Culicidae. Bases 176 to 802 code for a protein of 208 amino acids. The record is from RefSeq and is a predicted model, not a curated record. Gene Ontology annotation, cellular component: endoplasmic reticulum.
UAGCGGCCGAAACAAAACCGGGUUGAUAUAAACUGCAAGAUUAGUUUUCGGAGCGAAUGUGCGUGUAGUUCAACCGUAAACUUAUCGUUGGUCCGGGGAAAUUCGUUCGCCACGAGGUCACCUGCAUUCUACGUUCCAGUAAGCUUCUGUCCGGUUUACAACUGAGCCGCACGCAAUGGAGGUCCUGCAACGUUGCUAUCUGUUCGGUGUGCUGGCGCUGACGAUUGCACUAGCGCCUACUUUGACCAGCGGCCAGAUGGGCGAUAUCGCGCGUCCCAUCGAAAGCAAGGAGCUGAAAUGUCUCGUCUGCAAAGCGUCCAUGGCGGAAAUGGAGCUCGCUGCCUCUAAGGUGGACCCAAACAAGAAGGUCGAGGUCGGUGACUACAGGCUCGACACGACCGGUGAAUCGAAAAAGAAGAAAAAGAUUCUCUACGCCAAAUCUGAAAUGUACCUCACGGAGAUGAUGGAGACGGUGUGCGAUCGGAUGGACGACUACGCGAAGGCCCGGUUCAAGAAGACGGGUCGGCCUAUCGUGAUGAAGAUGAUGACCGACGAAGGCAUGAACCCAGAUAUGGCUAACGUAAAUUUCGUGCAGGAAGGCGAUCUCAACAAAACCCUGAAGCAUCUCUGCUUGGAGAUCGUAGAGAACUACGACGAGGACAUCAUCCGGAUGUUCCAGGAGGAGGUCGUGAAAGACACGGAUAUUCGGUUGUGCUCGCAGGUGGCCAAAUACUGCAAAGAGCAGCCAGUUGACGACGAAUACGAAUACGAAGAGCACGAUGAAGCCCACAGUGAGCUGUAAAUGUAAGGGGUUUCUUUUCUUGAACCCAGAAAUACGUCCAUAAAAACUUGUGAUGGAGUUCCGACGGUACUUCCGAUUGCUAAGCGAUCCGGAACCAGUAAAGUAACGACCUUGUUACUGUCGACAUGUUGUUAAUCCUUGCAUCUUGCAAGGGAAUGCAGGGAAUUUUUUUGUAGCAUUUACAGCGCGUAUGAGUACAACAAUACGUAAAGAAUAUAAAUAAAUAAAUAUUUGUACGUUUGUGGAAUUUGUAACAAAGUCGUU